GAACCCUAUUGGUUGAGCUUUCUCUCGGUCGCUCGUCCUAGCUGGGGAGUCCCGGAGUUCUUUUUUAACCAUUUCCAUACAAAAAGCUAAAGCGCCAACAAACAAAAAGAAGCUCCAAUCCAGCUCUGCUUUAGUUGGAGAUUCAAGAACGUCAUUUGACGCUACUGCAUUAUCUCAAAGCGCCCAACUUGCCCACCUUCCUUUUCAUGUGCCAGAAGAGAGCUGUUUCCAAAGUCCCUACUCCACCGUGCUUUAUCAGAAGACAUUGUUCUCUUUCUUCCUUUCUUGAGGCUGGUGCGAGUGUAAGAGAAGCAGAAGUUGCAGAAACCGUUCGUUUUUGGGCAUCAAGUUUGGGUUUUUUUCUUUUUUCCUCUUUAGCAGAAGAACGAAAAUGCAAGCUCUGGGCAUUUUGGCUUCGGUUUUUUAUCUGGGUCUAGUUACAUUGCGAGCAAAUGCUGAGCCAGUUGAUGAUAAGCAAGCUCUGCUCGACUUCGUCAACAAUCUGCCUCACUCUCGCUACCUCAACUGGAGCGAGGACUCCCCUGUGUGCGACCACUGGGUAGGAGUCACCUGCAGCGGCGACAGUUCCCGAGUCGUGGCCGUCCGGUUGCCCGGCGUCGGCUUCCAGGGCCCGAUCCCACCAAACACCCUCAGCCGCCUAUCCGCCUUACAGAUUCUCAGCCUCAGAUCUAAUGGCAUUAGCGGUAACUUCCCUCCGGAUUUCACGAAUCUGAAGAACUUGUCCUUUCUCUAUCUUCAGUUCAAUAAUUUCUCUGGGCCAUUGCCGGAGGAUUUCUCGGUGUGGAAGAACUUGACGAUCGUUAAUUUGUCCCACAAUGGGUUCAAUGGGAGUAUCCCCAGUUCAAUAUCCAGCUUGACUCAGCUGGAGGGUUUGAAUCUUGCAAGUAAUUUGCUCUCUGGUGAAAUUCCUGAUUUUCAGUUGCCCAAUUUGAGGUUGCUAAAUUUGUCCCACAAUAAUUUGAGUGGGAGCGUUCCUAAGUCACUUGAGCAUUUUCCAAGUUCAGCUUUCGUUGGCAACAAUGUUUCAAUGCAAAAUUCUGAGCUCUCUCCUGCCAUCUCACCUUCUUCUGAGCCAAGAACCAGAAAUGGAGGGAAGCUUAGUGAGAGCGCGUUUUUAGGAAUUGUUAUUGCUGGUUGUGCGUUGGUUAUAUUGGCAGUUGGUGUUCUGCUGCUAUUUUACUGCUCGAAAGGAAGAAGAAGAGCGACUGAGGAUCGUUCCACCGGGAAGCUACCGAAGGCAGAGAUGUCGCCGGACAAAGAGGUCUCAAGGAAUCAAGAAGCGAAUAACAAACUAGUGUUCUUUGAGGGGUGUAGCUAUGCGUUUGAUUUGGAGGACUUGUUGAGGGCGUCAGCCGAGGUGUUGGGCAAGGGGACGUUUGGCACGGCUUAUAAGGCGGCCUUGGAAGAUGCAACCACCGUGGUUGUGAAGAGGUUGAAGGAGGUUGCAGUUGGGAAGCGGGAUUUUGAGCAGCACAUGGAGAUUGUUGGCAGAAUCAGGCACGAGAAUGUUGUGGAGUUGAAAGCUUAUUACUACUCCAAAGAAGAGAAGCUAAUUGUUCACGAUUACUACAGUGAAGGGAGUGUCUCUGCUAAGCUGCACGGUAAACGAGGAGAAGGUAGGAACCCUCUGGAUUGGGACACCCGCAUGAGAAUUGCCAUUGGCGCAGCAAGAGGGCUUUCUCAUAUCCAUCUCCAGAACAAUGGGAAGCUCGUUCAUGGCAACAUCAAGUCCUUGAAUAUCUUUGUCAAUGCUGAACGAUACGGUUGCAUCUCCGACCUAGGACUAGCCACUGUAAUGAGCGGGCUGGCUGCACCUCUCUCUCGUGCCACUGGUUACCGUGCUCCGGAGGUCACAGACACCCGAAAAGCCACGCAACCUUCAGAUGUGUACAGCUUUGGUGUGAUGCUACUCGAGCUCUUAACAGGAAAGUCCCCGAUCCACGGGAGUACAGGUGGUGGUGAUGGUGGGGACGAGAUCAUGCACUUGGUGAGGUGGGUCCACUCAGUCGUGCGAGAGGAGUGGACGGCCGAAGUCUUCGACAUAGAGCUAAUGAGGUACCCGAACAUAGAAGAGGAAAUGGUGGAGAUGCUGCAGAUAGCGAUGUCAUGCGUGGCGAGGUUGCCCGAUCAGAGGCCUAAAAUGCCUGAUCUAGUGAAGUUGAUUGAAAAUGUCAGGAGCAGCAGCCACACCCUGGAGAACAAAUCUGGGACUUUGUCCCCGCCGCAACCGGCGGUUGGCACCGAGUUGUCACCCACAUUAUAG
Molecule: messenger RNA, 2284 nt
Organism: Rhodamnia argentea
Lineage: Eukaryota; Viridiplantae; Streptophyta; Magnoliopsida; Myrtales; Myrtaceae
Product: probable inactive receptor kinase At4g23740
Exons: 3
Coding region: 392-2284 (630 amino acids)
Biological process (GO): protein phosphorylation
Molecular function (GO): protein binding; ATP binding; protein kinase activity
Source: RefSeq, a predicted model, not a curated record